GACUCACACUUAAUUGUUCGACCAAAAUGGUUAACUCGAAAGAAAAGCAAAGCGGUCUUAACCGGAAAGCUUUCCUGGUUCCGGAACAAAAAGACCGAUGGUGAGAGCCUUCGUGGGCUCUGCGGCGCCUCUCCCGUCCUUCUCCCACCUCCACCAGUUUCCUCAUCCACACUCUCCAAUAACCGCUUCGACCACCAAGGUCACUCCGGCACCGGCGAAGCCAUUCUCCCCGGCCGUUCCCGCCGCCGCCCGCCCAAUGCCCCUCCGCCGCGGCCGCUCGUCGUCGCUUGAGAUCCUCGGCGGCGCCCGCGACUCUUUCCUCCCCGCGCUGAUAGGGACCCUCGACCGCCCCUACGGCCCCUUCCCUUUACUCGGAUGGAAUGGCCACGUCGAGACCAUAUUUGCCGCGUUCUUUCGGUCCGUCCCCGACGUCCGGUUUAGGCGCGAGUGUCUCAGGGCGAAGGACGACGGCGCUGUCGCCCUCGAUUGGGUCUCCGGCGACGACCGACGACUUCCUGCCGAUUCUCCCGUCUUGAUUUUACUGCCAGGGCUGACAGGAGGGAGUGGGGAUGCAUACGUGAGGCAUAUGCUGAUUCGAGCAAAGAGUAAUGGAUGGAGAGUCGUGGUGUUCAACAGCCGUGGUUGUGCCGAUAGCCCUGUGACCACUCCAAAGUUUUAUUCAGGUUCAUUUACAGAAGACAUUCGUCAAGUGGUCGCACAUGUUGGAACUCGGUACCCAAAAGCCAACUUAUAUGCUGUUGGCUGGUCUCUGGGCGCAAAUAUUCUUGUUCGAUAUUUGGGUGAGGACUGUCAUACGUGCCCUCUUUCUGGUGCUGUGUCCUUGUGUAAUCCUUUCAGUUUGGCCAUUGCAGACGAGGACAUCCGUAAAGGCUUCAACAUCGUUUAUGACAAAAAUCUUGCGAGUGCUCUACGCAAGAUUUUCAAGAAACAUAUUGUUCUCUUUGAAGACAUUGGUGGUGAAUAUAAUAUCCCAUUUUCUGCCAAUGCCAAAUCUAUUAAAGACUUUGAUGAAGGAGUUACCAGAGUUUCAUUUGGUUUCAAGUCAGCAAAUGACUAUUACUCUAACUCGGGCAGUGCAGAUUCUAUAAAAGAUGUCCAGACACCGUUGCUAUGCAUCCAGGCUGCUAAUGAUCCAAUUGCUCCAUCCAGGGGCAUUCCUCGCAAAGAUAUCCAGGAAAAUCCAAACUGUCUGCUGAUAACCACACCGAAGGGUGGCCAUCUGGGGUGGGUUGCGGGUGCCGGGGCACCGCUUGGAGCCCCGUGGACCGACCCUGUGGUGAUGGAGUUUCUGGAGCAUUUGGAGAGAGGAAAAUCUCAAGCCCCUUCACCCCCCAGGGCCACCACCAAACCAGAUAGUGUGGAAGAAGAGUGGGAAGAGCGCUUGCAGCCUACAACAGCAUGACAUUUCCUGAGAGAAAAAUCUCAAGCCCCUCCACCCCCCAGGGCCACCACCAAACCAGAUGGCGUGGAAGAAGAGGGGGAAGAGCGCUUGCAACCUGCAACAACGUGAAGGUCACUUGUUUGUUUCUUCUGUGUCUUGGAAGUGUAACCGCGAUGCAGUCUAAUGUUCAAACAACAUUUAUGAAGUAUAACGCCAUCUCAAUUGUUUUUAUUCA
Malania oleifera is the source of this 1637-nucleotide messenger RNA. Its product is annotated as embryogenesis-associated protein EMB8-like. The record is from RefSeq and is a predicted model, not a curated record. Gene Ontology annotation, molecular function: monoacylglycerol lipase activity; short-chain carboxylesterase activity. Bases 98 to 1423 code for a protein of 441 amino acids. Lineage: Eukaryota; Viridiplantae; Streptophyta; Magnoliopsida; Santalales; Ximeniaceae. The transcript has 8 exons.